Messenger RNA from Striga hermonthica, 468 nucleotides. The record is from the annotation of a GenBank genome assembly. Lineage: Eukaryota; Viridiplantae; Streptophyta; Magnoliopsida; Lamiales; Orobanchaceae.
AUGAACUUCAGUAGCUCUCAAGCCGACAACUCAUUGUUUUUGAGAAAAUCUUCACACUCAAUGAUUAUGAUAUUGAUAUAUGUGGAUGACAUACUGGUUACAGGUAGCAGCACUCAAGAGAUUGAGCAGGUGGUAUCUCAGGUCAGUGCAAACUUCUCCUUAAAAGAUCUAGGUGAGAUUCAUAACGUUCUGGGCAUGAAGGUACAAAGGUCUGAGAAAGGUAUGUUUUUGUCUCAGCAAAGAGAAGAAGAUAUGGCAAAUCAAGCGGAUCCUGCUUUGGAAGAUGAGGCCACUACCCCAUUGAAGGACAAUAAACAAUCUGCAAAAGUUGGCGACACUUCAACGGCAAAGAGGAACUUGACCGAUCAAUUUGCUGAUGAAUCAGUCACAAGCAAUAAAGGAAAAGCAAAGGUUGAUGAUGAUGAUGAUGGGAACUUGCUUCCGACCAAUGGGGAAGAGGAUUUUUAG